AUGCUUCAAAGGGCAAAAGCUUUGCCAGAAAAGAUAGCUCAACAAAAUUGGAUUUCUCGACGCCGGUCCAGAAAGAGAAACAUUCUUGCAGACUACAAGGCAAUUCACUUAGCUGACAAGGCAAACCUUGAGUCUAAGUUUGGUGAGACUGUCGUGGACCUUCUGGACUAUGACAUGUUGUCUGAUAUUGAGUCAGAUGAGGAGAAAAAUAAAACUAGAUAUACUCCUAGAAAUAGACAUCCCUUGGUGGAUGAAUACUUUACUGUUUUGAAGAAACAGAGACUUGCUAACAAGGGACCAGACGUCAUUGGCAAUUCUGUCUAUCAAAUUAUUUUGAGAAACACUGAGUUAUCGAAUGAGAAAAAGGCACGUGUUGCUGCUUGGAUUCACACACACCAACAAUAA
This is a messenger RNA of Phycomyces blakesleeanus NRRL 1555(-), 405 nucleotides long. RefSeq lists its product as hypothetical. Lineage: Eukaryota; Fungi; Mucoromycota; Mucoromycetes; Mucorales; Phycomycetaceae. The transcript has 3 exons. The record is from RefSeq and is a predicted model, not a curated record. The coding region runs from base 1 to 405 and encodes 134 amino acids.